This is a messenger RNA of Andrographis paniculata, 833 nucleotides long. Its product is annotated as protein HEADING DATE 3A-like. The transcript is spliced from 4 exons. The coding region runs from base 102 to 626 and encodes 174 amino acids. NCBI's taxonomy places the organism in Eukaryota, Viridiplantae, Streptophyta, Magnoliopsida, Lamiales, Acanthaceae. The record is from RefSeq and is a predicted model, not a curated record.
UAACCCUAACCCUAGCCCAAUUUAUUCGUGUGUAAUCAUCGAUCAAGAAUAUAGGGUAGGAUCAAAUUAGGGUUGGGUCGGGUCGGGUAGGGUAGGGUAGGAUGCCUCGGGAGAGAGAUCCUUUGGUGGUAGCUCGGGUGGUUGGGGACGUGGUGGAGCCAUUCACGAGAAGUACGGCACUGCGAGUGUUUUACGGCGCGAGAGAAGUGACCAACGGCAGCGACUUUAGGCCCUCGGAGCUUCUGAGCCAGCCCCGGAUUGAGGUCGGAGGGGAUGACCUCCGGACCUUCUAUACACUGGUUAUGGUGGAUCCUGAUGCUCCCAGCCCUAGUGAUCCUAAUCUUAGGGAAUACUUGCACUGGCUGGUGACUGAUAUUCCCGCAACCACUGGAGCAACAUUCGGGCAAGAGAUUGUGUGGUACGAGAAUCCUCGGCCGUCGAUGGGAAUUCACCGAUUCGUGUUCGUGCUUUUCCGGCAGCUGGGGCGGCAGACGGUGUACGCUCCAGGGUGGCGCCAGCACUUCAACACCCGGGACUUCGCUGAGCUCUACAAUCUGGGACCUCCUGUGGCGGCUGUCUAUUUUAAUGGUCAGCGGGAGAGUGGCACUGGUGGCAGGAGACGAUAGAUAAUUUACUAACUAAUAAUAAUUAAUUUAAUACAUAACAUUAUCAUUACUAUUACUAUUACUAUCCGCUAAUUACUCAUUACAUCCUACCAUCAAUUUUAUAAUCUUAAAAUAUAUAGUUAGCAAAUACAUAUAUAUAUAUAUAUAUAGCUGUAUUAUUAUUUUGUGAAUUGGUCGAAAUAAAACUUCAUUCACUUGCUGGUGUAA